AUGGAAUCCUACAACAACCAGCAGAACUUCUGCAGUCCCGGUGAGGCAGCGCCUACCAUCCCGGGGGACGCUGCUCGUAUUCUUCGACCUCAGGGUGGGGGUUGUCAUGUGUCACGGUGCUCCAGCAUCAGAACCCACCCCAGGCAGGUCAGGCCUACUUCCGCACCUCGUGGCUGGUCGGGGGGUGGAUCGGUAGAUGGAACUCACGGAACCGGGCGGUGGAGUUUGGGCUCCGGGAGCAGUCACGGUGUCCCUUCUCAAUGUCCCGACCCUCCACAGCAAGUGACCCAGUUCAAAAACCACACCUCCGGCCAGUAUGCACUAAUGACCCCGGCCCAGGCCCUCACCCUCGUUGCCUCUCCCAUCCUACACCUAAAGCCAAAAAAGCACCCCCCCCUAAUACCUGUCUUUCCCGCCCAAGUCCCCCCCAACCAAACCACCUGGAAAACACCCCUGAGACAAACCAAAAUUCCACGCCCGGGCCCAGUACGCCGGCAUGCCUCCCCUAACCGAAAGAUCCUCGUCGUUCCUCAGACCCUUCUUCUGCACGGGAAGGUAACACUACCAACCCCCAGACAAGCCCAACUGAUCACCCUCAGGAAGGCCGGUAUCCUGGAGCAGGACAAGAAGGGAAGUCGACCUAGAGGAGCGCUGGGAUCGCGCCAGGCACUGGCCCACGAGGGCCCAUAA
Knipowitschia caucasica is the source of this 690-nucleotide messenger RNA. The record is from the annotation of a GenBank genome assembly. NCBI's taxonomy places the organism in Eukaryota, Metazoa, Chordata, Actinopteri, Gobiiformes, Gobiidae.